Messenger RNA from Drosophila navojoa, 1764 nucleotides. It is a transcript of the gene oaf, whose product is annotated as BRICHOS-like domain-containing protein out at first. NCBI's taxonomy places the organism in Eukaryota, Metazoa, Arthropoda, Insecta, Diptera, Drosophilidae. The record is from RefSeq and is a predicted model, not a curated record.
UGUCGGCUGAGCUGUUGUUAUUUUGCGUCGAACUUUCGAAGUGAGCGGACGUGUGUAUGCGGCGUGAGAAGAAAAUCGUCGCGUAUUUGGCAGCAACGAAAACAAUAAUCAAAGUGAAUCCGACUGUGAGUGGGUGUGUGUUUUAGUGUUUAGUGCUAGCCGCAAUGAUUGUGUCGAAGAAAUCAAGGGCUCGGCAUGUAAAAUCCACGACUUGGCAAAUGGCGCAUCGAAGUGUGCUCAACCUGUGCCGCAUAACGGGCCGUCGACGCUGCGGCAGACGUGCGGUCAGUUGUUAUCAUUUCUUCAGGCACAGCCGCGGCUUCUUCUGGUUCAUUCUCUGCAAUUUAUUGCUCACGCCAAACAACAGUGACGCCCAGCUGCUGAUAAAUGUACAAAACCAGGGUGGCGAAGUGAUACAGGAGAGCAUUACGUCCAAUAUUGGCGAGGAUUUGAUUACCCUGGAGUUUCAGAAGACAGACGGCACUCUCAUCACGCAGCUCAUCGACUUUCGCAAUGAGGUUCAAAUCCUCAAGGCUUUGGUGCUGGGCGAGGAGGAGCGCGGCCAGAGCCAGUAUCAGGUGAUGUGCUUCGCCACAAAAUUCAACAAGGGCGACUUCAUCUCCUCGGACGCCAUGGCGAAGCUGCGCCAGAAGAAUCCACACACGAUUCGCACGCCCGAGGAGGACAAAGGUCGCGAGACCUACACGAUGAGCGGCUGGGUCCAGCUGAACCGCUCGCUGCCCAUCACACGGCACCUGCAGACGCUGUGCGCCGAGGCCACCGAUGCCACCUACGUGCGGGACGUGGACCUGAAGGCGUGGGCGGAGCUGCCAGGCUCCUCGAUUUCGAGCCUGGAGGCAGCGACCGAAAAAUUCCCGGACGCCCUUUCCACGCGCUGCAACGAGGUGAGCAGCCUGUGGGCGCCCUGCCUCUGUACGCUGGAGACCUGCAUCGGCUGGUAUCCGUGCGGGCUGAAGUACUGCAAGGGCAAGAGCCUGGGCAGCGACACAUCCGGCGCCCAGGCGCAGCAGCAGCAGCAAACGAAUUAUCGCUGCGGCAUCAAGACCUGCCGCAAGUGCACACAGUUCACCUAUUAUGUGCGACAGAAGCAGCAGUGCCUCUGGGAUGAAUGACGACGCGGCGAGCUGCAGAUGCUGCAGAUGCAGAUGCAGAUGCGCUGCGCCCGGCAGGCUGCGACAGCGGCGGCGGCGUGCGAUGCGGCAGCAACAGAAACAACAGCAAAGACAAUAACAGCAGCAACAGCAACAGCAACAAAAACUAAAGCGACAGCAACAGCAACAGCAACAACAACGACGAGCAGAGUGACAACGACCAACAAAUUACGCCAACUGCUUUUGUUGGUGCAACAACAGAUGCCUUUUGCACUGUGGAGCUUUCCGGUCCAUCACAUUUCCCAUCAUCAUCCAGCACACACAGAGACAGAUACACAUACACACAUACAUACGAGUUGUACUGUCUGAAUUGUGCUCAUAACAAAAAAGGAACUUUAACUUUCUAUAUAAGUUUAGUUUAUAACUGUUCUAUAUACUAUAUAUAUAUAUAUAGGAAUACUAACCACAACGACUGCCGCAAAUGCUUUUUAUAUAGUAUAAAGACGAGAAAAAUAAAAAAGAAGAGAAAAACCCCAAUGAAAUGGCUGUUCAUAAUCUAAAAUUUUCCAAUUGACUCCUUUCUCCUCUAGACUUUUUCCAUUUAGAACGCCCUGCCUUUAACUCGAAAAAUUUAUUCUUAUUAAUUUCGUAU